AUGAUGCCGUCCAUCAAUGGCUCACGACGCCGGCAUGCGAAGCAGCCAUCCUCGUCGAAGAAGAAAGCGCCCCCACCAGAUCUCGCCCUCACCUCUCGCUACUCCUCCUCCAGCAAUAAUUCAGAUACGCAAGCAACACCAAGAUCCAUCUUUCACUCAAGUCUCAGACCCUCAAAGCGGUUUUCAAAAGAGCCAAAACCAGUCCCGAGAGAAGAGCCAGUGGGAAGGAAGGCAAUUGAGGGGCCGGAUAAGGAGAAUCUCGAUGUCUUCGCCUACAUGCAAAGAGAUGAUGAGCCAUGGGACACGCCAGUCAGCGACGAGGCAGAGAAGGAGCUAGAACCCUCAGAUGAUGAGAUCUCGCCAAUUCCUCCUGUCAAAAGCCUGGAAGGGCCCCAAGCAUCUCCACGAUACAGUGAUCUGGAGGUUAAGGCUAUACAAGACGGAAUUCACCGGGCAUGGGGCAGAGCGAGUUUACACUCAGAUUCUGGCAUCUCAAUGCAUUCCUCGAGCCCAGAACAAGAGUCGCCGAUAAUGCAACACAAAUACCCAAUGAUUCAAGAGGACGAAGCAGACACGUUGGAUGCCAAUGUGGAAGAGGACGAGCACCAGCACAUUGAGCUGCACGACUCCCCCGAAUUCCUACCUACUAACAACGGCCCACCCAUGCACUCCAUCGAAGCAAACGAGGGUCUCGUGCCCGAAGCUUGCCACGUCUCGCCUCCAACAUUCGCACCACAAUUCCUCUCCGAAGAACCUGUCUUCCCGCACCUCGAGCUCCCCGCAAUCUCCCAACGCCGCCACUCCAACUUCGCCCCGCAGCGGCGCUCGCGUCGCGACAGUCCAGCACAGCUCCCCUGGAAGAAGGCAGGGUACGAUCUCCUCGCUUCCAACAUCUCCUCCCACCGUCACCAUCAUUCCCGAUCGUCUUCAUACGACGGCCAGCAGUCUGAAGAGCUUAUUAAACCCAUCUACCGCAAAUUCGAGACCCUGAACAAUCGCAUGCUGCUCUACUUGCAAGACGAGAUCUCUGAGAUCGAAGAGCAAUUGUCUGAGCUGGACGCAGCGAUCGCGCAUGAAGAUGGCGGACAUAACAAGGUGGAUGCACCAGCGAGUAGACGGCAUGAAGCGAAAUUGCCAAGUCAGCUGCAAUGGCACCGCUUGGAUCUUCUACACCGUAGCUUUGGGAAGGUUGAGCUGUACAAUAGAGCACUAACCUCCUACACCCACCUAAUCCGCACCCUCGACCCCGCCUCCAGCACCGACAUUGCAGCCUACAGAUCCUGGAUCGAGGAGCACACACCCAUCGUCCCCUCUGAAAGCACCUUCCUGUCUCAUCAAUCCGAUCUCGUCGCCAUCACGGCCACUCCUCCCACCAUCAAUUCCAACGCGAACAACCACACAAGAUCCCGCCGGCGCCACUCCUCCACUCCUUCCUGCACACCCUCUGAAAAUCAUCUUGUUGAAGAUGGGAAGAUCCGCCUCGAUUCUCCGUUUAUUGUUUUGGCCUUUAUGUUUGUCGCGACGAUUAUUGUGUUCAAGGUUGUGCCGAGAUUGUUGGCACGCUUGGUGAUCAGUACGAUGGUGGGGAUGGCGACGAUGUGUUUGUUGAGGCCGGAGGGGAUGGGGAGUUGGAAGGGGUGGAAAGAACGGAGAAUGGAGGUCGCGAGGGUGGCGUUUGUUAUGCUUGUAUUGGCGCUGAUUGUUGAUUAG
This is a messenger RNA of Bacidia gigantensis, 1710 nucleotides long. RefSeq lists its product as uncharacterized. The record is from RefSeq and is a predicted model, not a curated record. The transcript has 2 exons. The coding region runs from base 1 to 1710 and encodes 569 amino acids. NCBI's taxonomy places the organism in Eukaryota, Fungi, Ascomycota, Lecanoromycetes, Lecanorales, Ramalinaceae.